Messenger RNA from Morus notabilis, 3704 nucleotides. RefSeq names its product dual specificity protein kinase YAK1 homolog. The record is from RefSeq and is a predicted model, not a curated record. The transcript has 17 exons. Gene Ontology annotation, molecular function: protein tyrosine kinase activity; protein serine/threonine kinase activity; ATP binding. The coding region runs from base 508 to 3390 and encodes 960 amino acids. Lineage: Eukaryota; Viridiplantae; Streptophyta; Magnoliopsida; Rosales; Moraceae. Gene Ontology annotation, cellular component: cytoplasm. Gene Ontology annotation, biological process: peptidyl-threonine phosphorylation; peptidyl-serine phosphorylation.
AAAAAUAAAAAACGAAAGAAAAAGGAAAAGGAAAGAAAGAAAAGUCCUGAGUCCGUCAUUGGGAGAAGAAUAGGAAGAAGAAGAAGAAGAAGAAGAAGAAAGACGGUGGACAGACAAACAGACAGCCAGACAACGAUUGAUUUUUUUUUUUUUUUUUUUAGAAGAAGAAGAAGUUGAAGAAGAAGAAGAAGUGGAGCCCUAAAUCUCAAACCCAGAAUCUCAGCAGAGUGCCGCGUCUGAUUCGGAAUCGGGCUGAAUUCCCGUCCAGGUUCAUUGGUAUUUAGUUGUUUUAUGGCCGAUUGUGAUUUGUAAUUCGUAAUUGAAUUGGGUGAUAUGAUGAUUUUGGGAUUGUAAUAUUGAGAUAUGAAGAGUUGAAAAUUUGGGAAUUGAAGGAAAUUGAAAUUGAAUGAUGGGAUUGGAGUCGGUGGGGGUGAUUGAUGAUUUUGUUAAGUAUUCCAUAUAAUAAAAAAUAAAUAAAAAUUGAAAAGGGCUGGGCUUUCUUUUGUAAUGGAGAUGGAUAGUAAUAGCAAUAGCGACAGUAACAGUAAUGGAGGCGGUGGAGUUGCUGAAUCCGAUUCCGGUGCUGAGGACUUGGUGGAAUCGGAUUCCGGAUGGCGUCCCAAGCACCUCCUAUUCACUCCGUAUUCGCCUCCAACUCAAACUCAAACCAAAUCUCAAUCUCUUCGCGUCGUCGUCAGAAGACCUUUGGUGGCAAGACUAACCAAGGACAUAAUUGAAACAUACCAAAUAUGCAAUCCGCAAUUCAGGUAUUCCGAAGAAUUGAAUCCCAAGAGAUAUUUGACCACCCCCUCCAUUGGAGUCCUGAAUGACGGAUUUGAUAAUGUUAACUCCGAUCUCAUUCUCAAUGUCAACUAUGUCUUGAUUAAUUUGGAAACGCAACGGAGGUAUAUUGUCAAAGACGUUCUAGGCCACGGAACUUUUGGCCAGGUUGCUAAAUGCUGGGCUCCCGAUACCAGCAGCUUCGUUGCUGUCAAGAUCAUCAAAAAUCAAACCGCCUACUAUCAACAGGCUUUGGUUGAAGUUUCUAUUUUGACUACAUUAAAUAAGAAGUAUGAUCCUGAGGAUAAGCAUCACGUUGUUCGUAUAUACGAUUACUUUGUUUACCAACGUCAUUUGUGCAUUUCCUUUGAACUUCUUGACUCAAACUUGUACGAGCUUAUCAAGAUGAAUCAGUUUAGGGGAUUGUCACUGAGCAUCGUGCGGUUGUUUUCGAAACAGAUUCUGCAUGGAUUGGCUCUCUUAAAAGAUGCCGGGAUAAUACAUUGUGAUCUGAAACCAGAAAACAUACUCUUGUGCACAGGUGUUAAGCCAGCAGAAAUUAAAAUUAUUGACUUUGGAUCAGCAUGCAUGGAGGACCGCACUGUUUACUCGUACAUUCAGAGUCGAUACUACAGAUCUCCUGAAGUUCUCCUUGGGUAUCAUUAUAGUACCACUAUAGAUAUGUGGUCCUUUGGAUGUAUAGUGGCUGAAUUAUUUUUAGGUCUGCCAUUAUUCCCAGGAGCCUCAGAAUUUGAUCUUCUAAGGAGAAUGAUUGAGAUACUUGGAGGACAACCCCCUGAUUAUCUACUUAAAGAAGCAAAAAACACAAACAAGUUUUUUAAGUGCAUUGGGAGCGUCCACAAUAUUGAAAAUGGAGAAGUUUCUGCAGGCAUCAGAAGUGCUUAUCAAGCAUUAACAGAAGAAGAAUAUGAAGCUAGAGAGUUGAAAAAGCCAUCUGUCGGGAAAGAGUAUUUCAAUCAUAUGAACCUUGAAGCAAUUGUCACCAACUACCCCUACAGAAAGAACUUGGCGAAGGAAGAUAUCAUUAAAGAAAGUCAAAUUCGUCUAGCUUUGAUUGAUUUUCUAAGGGGACUUGUGGAGUUUGAUCCUGCAAAACGGUGGUCACCUUUUCAGGCUUCAAAACACCCUUUUGUAACAGGGGAACCUUUUACAUGUCCAUACAAACCUCCACCGGAGACUCCUCGCUUGCCUGUUGCUCAAAAUAUAAGGGUGGACCAUCAUCCCGGCGGAGGGCAUUGGUUUGCUGCUGGUCUCUCUCCUAAUAUUCCAGGCAGGAACAGGGUUGCUAUGCAUAAUAGCCCACAUUUCCAAGUGGUUCCAUAUGCACAUACUAAUAGUUAUGGCAGCAUAGGAAGCUAUGGUAGCUACAAUGAUAGUACAGGGCUAGGAAGCAGUUAUGGAAGUUAUGGAGAUACUAAUAGUAUGUAUGCAUAUUUUUCGCCUGUUGGUCCGUCUGGCAUGAACAUGCAUGUACCAGGUAAUGUGUCGGUGCUCGGAAGUAGUCCCGAUUCAAGACGGAGGAUUGUUCAUUAUUCACAUGGAAAUGGAAUUGGCAUAAGUCCAUCGGCAGGGAAUUUUGCUCCAUUGCCCCUUGGCACUAGCCCUUCACAAUUUACGCCACCAAGCUCUUAUGGUCAAGUUUCGGCUGGUUCUCCGGGACAUUACGGCCCAACUUCUCCUGCAAGAGGCAGUUGUCAUGGAUCACCUUUAGGGAAGAUGGCAGCUGUUAGCCAGUUUAACAGAAGAAAAGGUUGGGCAUACCCUGGAGGUUCUCACUCUCAAGAUAGUUCUUCUACAAAUUGGCAAGGGCAAUCUGCUGAUGGCACUAGCUCUAGCCAGACUGAGGGGAACUCGCAACUGCUCGGUAAUUCGCCAUCACAUCCGCUUUCAAACUCAAAUGCUGCAAGGUGGAAGCAUCAUGGAGGAGGCAGUGGUAUCUCUGCUGGUUACCCUGCCAUUCAAAGUGUGCCGGGCUUCUUUGCCCUUGGUUCCAAUAUGCAAUAUUCGCACACAGGAGUGACUCAUGAUAAGCAGGAGAAUAGCCUGGCAUUGCCUGAUCCAGGGGAUUGGGAUCCCAAUUAUAGCGACGAACUUCUUUUGCAAGAAGAUGGUUCGGACUUGAACUGCAUAGCUACUGAGUUCAGCAAAGCCAUGGACCUUGGUUCUGCAGAACCCUCGGUUGAACAAGGAAGAUUCAGCCACAUCUCAGGUACAAGCCAAAGACCAAAUGGACCUCUUCAAUCAUUUUCACGUUUAGAAAUGGGCAGCGUUCCAUCUGAUGCAGCACAUGCUGGAUAUUCUCAUUUGGUGUCAAAACCUUCACAUCUCAUGCCUCAUGCAUCACAAAGUUCUCCAAGCCGUUUGGGCCAGCAACAUCAGCGUUACAGUCACGGGAGACCCAUCGCUGCAGUUAGAGGCAGUGAUUGGAACCCUAUGAAGGUCCAGCCGCCUCCUUCCGGCUAUAAUUCCGGGACAGGAAACAGUUCAUUUGGCAGUAGCAUGUCAUGGGGGCGUAGGGCCAACCAUCCCAUCUCGAGCAUUCCACCACCAGCGUCUCGUGGCAGAAAGGACUACGGAAGGAUUUCCUAAGCUGGGAAACUGCUCCUUCAAAUUGUGUGGUGAGGGAUCAUAUUCUGCAAGUCGACGGCAAAGUUGUUUUGCAAUACUUCUCCUUUCGCCUGCAUAGUGGUCUCGUGCUAAGGAAAUCCUCAUCCAGACCAUGAUCAUUAUUCAUUAUGCACGCAAAGACGUAAUUAUAUGGUUAAUGCUUUGCUAAUCGGUUGUGGUUUUGCGUGCAAUAUUUAUUCUUUUGAUCCUUCAAUGGCCUCAAUUUUUAUAUUUGUUUCUGCUUGCAUUAAAGUAUAAUUUAUGGGUAAUGUUUUGCCUCGUUUUAUUUUUAUUUU